Messenger RNA from Fonsecaea multimorphosa CBS 102226, 1767 nucleotides. RefSeq lists its product as uncharacterized. Gene Ontology annotation, cellular component: Golgi apparatus. Bases 1 to 1767 code for a protein of 588 amino acids. Gene Ontology annotation, biological process: endoplasmic reticulum to Golgi vesicle-mediated transport; intra-Golgi vesicle-mediated transport; endocytosis. Gene Ontology annotation, molecular function: metal ion binding; GTPase activator activity. The transcript has a single exon. NCBI's taxonomy places the organism in Eukaryota, Fungi, Ascomycota, Eurotiomycetes, Chaetothyriales, Herpotrichiellaceae. The record is from RefSeq and is a predicted model, not a curated record.
AUGUCUCGACGGCCCGGCAAUGACAGGGCGGCACAGAAUGCCCAAACCCUCAAAGCUCUAGUAAAACUCGAAGGGAACAAAGUCUGCGCCGACUGCAAAAGGAACAAGCAUCCACGAUGGGCAAGCUGGAAUCUCGGGGUAUUCGUCUGCAUUCGAUGUUCAGGGAUUCAUCGAGGCAUGGGCACUCACAUCAGUCGGGUCAAGUCGGUUGACCUGGAUGCCUGGACCGACGAGCAACUACAAAGUGUCCUGAAAUGGGGCAACACAAGAGCAAACAAAUACUGGGAGGCCAAGUUGGCCCCGGGGCACGUACCAUCCGAAGCGAAGAUUGAGAACUUCAUACGCACAAAGUACGAGUCUAAGAGAUGGGUGAUGGACGGCCCUAUGCCUGAUCCCUCGACGCUGGACGCCGAAGGUGACGACAACAUGCCCUUGAAUAUUGUGCAAGAGAAGGCCAAGAUUGAGAGAUCGGCUUCCCAGCGUCAAGCAUCCACUCAACCACCUCCGCAGCCCCGGCCUGCCGCAAACGUGAAUCUUUUCGACGAUUUCGCUCCAGCUCCACCAAUCAGGCCUAAUACAGCAGACAUUCCUGACUCAAAGCCCACGCGAACUGGCCCUCCCGCGCCUGCACCGGCUCCAAAACCUGCUGCGAAGCCCCAAGACUCUUUGCUUGGGCUGGAUUUCUUUGGCGGCUCCUCAUCAGGUGGCGUUGGCCGGCCUUCGAGCGCAGCAUCCAAUCCUCCAGCAUCUACGAAUCCCAGAGGAGAUCUGAAGAGUUCGAUCCUGUCGUUAUAUUCUGCUCCUCCGAAACCCCAACCUGCACCUCAACCUCAGCAUGAACGUCAGCCAUCGUUUGGUGGAAUGGCAACCUCCCCCUCGCCAGCGAAGCAAGAUGCGUUUGGAGGACUUGCCGAUGCUUUUAGCGGAUUGAGCUUCCCUAACCCGACCACCACAAAACCCCCUGCUCCACAGCCGUCGUCUGCAUUCUCCGCGUUCGGAAGUUUGACCAGUCCUGUUGCAGCGCCGAAAGCCACGCCCUCUGCACCCCAGGUGACAUCGCCGCCUCCUCUGAGUGGUGGCAGUUUCUUCGACGCCCUUCCCUCCAAAGCACCUGCUGCCAAACCUACUGUCACCUCGCCCUCGGCCUCGAACGGACUAGAUUUCUCAUUCACCCAAAGAGCUCCGGCUCCGCAGCCUGCCCCCGCCCCAGCACCAAAACCAUCUGCUACGUCUAUUCCUGCUGAUUUAUUUGCGGCCGACGACUUUGGGGGAUUUGCCAGCUCGACACCUGCGUCGCCUCCAAAACCGGCUCCCGCCCCACAAGUGUCAUCACCUACCAUCAGCAGCUCAACUUUUAGUUCACCUUUCAAUCUCUCUUCGCAGCCUGCGUCCGCGCCAAAGCCAGCUCCCGCACCGUUCAAAGCACCAGUAGUACCUCAAACCAACUCAUCAAUGUUUGACCCGUGGGCUUCAGGCAAUGACAGCAGUCCUUGGGGGGCGCCAGACCCGACGCCUGCAAAACCAGUGCAGCCCAAGGUCGAGUUGGGGAGACCACCAGCCCACAUAACGCCGAAUGAUAUUCAAGGAGGAUGGGGAGAGCCGAUAUCGUCGAGCACUAAACCAGUGAGGCAGGCGUCAGUCACAGCCGAUGAAGACUUUGGGGGAUGGACCUCAGCGUCUACAACACAGACGCCGGUGGCUCCGCCAGCCAAAAGCAGUGGGGGAUUUGGAGGCACGUCGGAUCCUUUUGAUAAUCCAUGGGGUUGA